AUGGAAGCAGAGGCCGAGCUGACUUCCAGUGAUGUUCUUCUUUGCUCGAACGCGCAGCCGCAGGCUCCUCGCAACCUGGAUCCCGCCUUCAUUGGCGACCUAGAGGCGCCAUAUGAGCCUGUGGACGGCGAGGUCGUCAACGACUUCAUCCAGGUGAAUCUUCACUUUCAUUUGGGUGCUGAGCACUACUCUCCCGGCGAGUAUGACAUCGCUCCUCAGGAUACGGGCUUCGGACGAUUCCGGUCUCAGUUGAGUGGCCGAGCAUCAAAGAAUUUUUGGUGCUUGAAGCCGUACUAUCGCCACCUGAAGUACUGCCAGCACUACCUCGCAGGAGUGAUCGAUGAGCUUGAUUGGCUGGUCCAGUACAACGAAAAGACCAAUCCCCCCAUGCCGGACGUGCGACCGGGCUUUUUCUGUGGCCUGGAGGGUAUUCAUCGCUGGUACCUCCAUCCGUACAAAUUCCGCUACUGCGAGGAUGUGAAGGUGGGCUACACAUACGAGUUCCACUGGGUCUACUCCUCCGCGGGGCCUCUUUCUUCGCAGCCGGCAGUGUACCCCGGGUUGGGCCAAGUGUUCAACCGCUCGGUCACUCCCGUCGUCAUUGUGCGGGGGCAGGUCUGCCGCAUUAUCAACAACUGGCACCUGAAGACCAAGAGGCAAGUUUAUGCUGAUUACAACAACUUCCUCUACCAAUGGCGCCAGCCGUCAAUUGCAGAUGCAGUUCGCUAUGUGGGCUCAACUACCUCCGACGCCUACGACAACAAUGUCUGUUCGCCAGUGGAGGUCAAUUGGCACAUGGACACGAAGUGCUGCACACUGAGCGCGCAAGCCAUGGACCUGACCUGCAAGAAGAUGAAAGAGCAGGGGCUCACGGGUGACUUGCGGCCACAGAGCUCCCGUGAGUUGGUCGCUCGCGACUGGUCCUCCACCGUCGCAUAUCCUCUGGAAGAGUCUGAGGAUAUCCCGGCAGUUCGACACUGA
Symbiodinium pilosum is the source of this 981-nucleotide messenger RNA. Lineage: Eukaryota; Dinophyceae; Suessiales; Symbiodiniaceae. The record is from the annotation of a GenBank genome assembly.